CUCCCUCUCUCUCCCUCUCCCUCUCUCCUCUCUCUCUCUCACCAUCAGCUGUGAUUACUUUGGUAAAAGUGCUGCGUCACAGAGAACCAAUUUUCUUAAUGCACAGCUGACACACACACACACACACACACUGAUAGCAUGGUUAUUGAUGAGGUAAAUGGGGAGGGGGGCAACACGAGGGCCCACACACUGCUGGGAAAUGAAGAGAGAGAGAGAGAGAGAGUGAGGAGAGUGGGAACAGAGAGGAGGACAUGCUCGAUGGGGACAAAGAGAUGGACAGCAUGAGAGACGAAUAGAAAGAAAAGUGAAGGAGGAAUAAGACGAACGGGGACGACAAAGAUGCCGGCGCUCAUGAGUGGAGACCACGAAGAUCUGGAGAUGGAGCGGUGUCCCGUUAACGAGCUCAUGAGGCAAAGGACAUAGAGAAGGAGACAAGGAGAAGGAGGGGACACCCAAGGACGAUGGACUGGUUGCAGACAGGACGAGAAAGCGAGUAAAAUGUCUCUGAGGGACGGCUUCACUCUCCAUCGGGCGCUGUUAGAUAUGAGGGCAGAACAAAUCGAGCUGAUCCCGAACCUCAGACGGCCGCGGGACGGUCAUGAAAUGAGAGCAAGCACAAUCAGACAACUCGCUUCCGGUGCUUUUGCAAACUGGAGACGGUCUGUCCGCACACACUGUCCUCAGUGAGGCGUCACAGGGACAAACAAACACAAGGUUUUAAAACGUUUUUUAAAACCUUUGGUAGUAGAGUGCACGCUGUGAUGGUUUUACUCAGAAUUCGUCACCAUUUCAUCAGGAAGUCGCCAGAAACGAUCGCCCAGUCGUGUUUUCACUGACUCUACAAAGACGAGCCUGGAGAUACUUUGACCAGGAUGAGUCGGCUGAAAUUUUACAACAGAGAACGUUUUCCCAGAAGAGCAGGAGGGAGGGGGGUAUAGUCGACGGUCUUCAUGCUGAAUGGGUUUGCGACACACUAUGACUUUAACUUCUCUCAUACUCCACAGUCUGAUCGGAUGAACUUAGGAGGAACUUAAGGGUAAAGAUAUUCCUUUAAGGCUGGGGCCGCCUUUUGAUAAUCCGUCAUUUGAAAUCUCAAAAAGGGCCUCACGUGCCAAAGAAACCAGUAUUUCAGUCAUGUACCAACGAGGAGACUUUUUAAUACAAUUCUGUACAAACCUUUCAGUCCAUUUUCUAGACCACCUCCUAUUUUGGAUCCCAAGAUAUGAAAAUGGACAAUCACACUUCUGGAAGUAUCUCAGUUUAUGUUAAAUUGUCUUCCGGGAAUUCCUGAAACCUUUUUGGUUUGAACACUCCUUUUGCAUGGUGUUUAAUUCACUUUACCCACAAUACACCUGGAGCCUCUCCUCUCACCACAAUCACCCCUCCCACCUUUUUAAAGGACCUUAUGCCUCUAUGAUACACGAGGAAUCACAUUUUUCCAGAAAAUAACAGGAAUUUCAGGUCAAACUUUCCCAAUCUAUGCACCAAAAAGACACUUCAUUUACCGGAGUCCAUCGUAUCCAGGGGAAGAAAGGUCACGGUCCACGAUUCAACCGGUCCGUCUUCCAACUGCGAUGACAGGGGCUCGGAAUUCCUCAACAAUGGAAUGUGAUUUUGUUCCAAACCUUCAGUAGCCUGCAAAAAAAGAGAGAAAGUGGCGUCAUUGCGUUUACUGUUGCACUGAGCAUCUACGACCGAUACCGUAGCAACCUGUGAAGGAGUGCUGCAGCAUGGGACUCAGCUGUUUCAAGUCCUGGAAAAAUGACAGUACAGGCCACAAAGGAAACAGAGAUGUGUUGGCCAGUCCGGGCUCGUAUUUCUUCCUGUCCAACAGCGCCGGUCAGGGUGAUGAGUGGUUGAAGAGCCUCAACAAGGGAGUGUGGAUUCCUUUUACAGGGGUGUUUGGGCAGAGCUUGGAGGAGACGGUGCUGUAUGAGCGGCGUUAUGGAAUGCGUUUGGUUCCUCUGGUGGUGGAGCAGUGCGUGACCUUCAUCCGGGAGCGUGGCCUGCAUGAAGUGGGCUUGUUUCGUCAGCCUGGACAGGCCAGUCUGGUGAAGGAGCUGCAGGAGGCUUUCGAUUCAGGCGAGAGACCGUCCUUCGACAGUAGCACAGAUAUCCACACGGUGGCUUCACUGCUGAAGCUCUACCUCAGACUGCUGCCUGAGCCUCUGGUGCCUUACAGCUGCUACCAGGACUUCCUGCUGUGUGGACAGAGGCUGAGGAGUGACCGCGCACGGGGUUUGGAGGAGUUGAGGAUUCUCCUGCAUGAGUUGCCAGUUGCAAACUUCAACCUACUCAACUUUAUUUGCCAGUUUCUGGAUGAAGUGCAGAGUUAUUCUGGUAGCAACAAAAUGAGCGACCAAAACCUGGCCACUGUGUUUGGGCCAAACAUCCUCCGAGCAAAGGCACAGGACCCGCAAAGCAUCAUGGGAGGUGCAGCGCUCGUUCAUGUGCUGAUGCUGGAGUUGAUCCGAGGUCACGAGUCUCUGUUUGCCAAAGUCUCUCCGCCCGCCUCCGACCGUCCCCCUGGAGGUCGGCGUGCGUCGCCGAGCGCUCUGAGACAGCCUCACCUUCACUCGUCACCCUGCCUUCGCCAACUGUCCAUGCCGCUCAUCGCAGAGCGCUCCCGAGAUCCGGGACGGUCUGCUUCUGAUGCGCGGACCAACAGCUGCGCCUACUCUUCUGCAGCCAACUCUGAGUCGUCCUGGGCCCAGAAGAGACUCCUCGGCCACCGCUACACCUCGUCCCACCCAGAGAACUGCUUCUACCCCCUGCCUUCCUUAAAUCAGUCCCCUCAGAACCACGGCGACAGACUAGAUUAUCACCAGCGUCGUGCUGGUGAAGGAUCAUCUUCUUCACAUGUCCAAGCAUCUUCAUCUAGCCUCCAGCUGCAAGACAGCUCCACGUCCAGACUGAUGGUCACAGGCUGGACAAAGGUGUGGCCGGGGCCGGCGGAGGCUGACGCUGGUUUCUGGACAUCUGCUGCGGCAGAGGACGAAGGCGCGGAACCAGAAUCAGCGAGUGGGGGCAGCAGUGAUGCUCAGGAGGACAGCGCCACUUCUGCUUAUGACAACCUGGACGGAGCGCCUUCACGUCAGAGGACGGAGGAUGGCGAUAACGAAGACGAUGAAGACAAUCACUCAGUCGGCCAUGUCGGAAGUGGUGAGGAAGAAGCAGAGUUAGGGGAAGCCGGGAAGACAAGAGACUCCUCUUCUUCGUGGUCUUCCUGUGAGGGUCUACCACUGGACGAGCGCAUUGACGUUGUGGAGCCAGUUGGUUCACCACAAAAACCUGAAAGGUUAGCCUCAAGUCGGGAAGCAGAAGAGGAAAACAACGGCAAUCAUGAACGCAUCAUCACUGAUGAUGAUGAUGAUGAUGACAGCAUCCAUCAUCCCAACUCUCCAGCCUCUGUAAUCUGUGACAGCCCUCUGAGUACGGGAAGUUCAGAGGUGUUCCUCCCCUCGGGUCCCGCAGACCUCCAUGGACCUGAAUCUCUGCCACAGUCUGCGGACGCUCACUCGCUCCUGGGUAAACUGCAGCAGCAGAUGGCUCAGCAGAAGUCUGAGUACCAGGCCAGGAUACAGAGGUUGGAGCGCUGCAACGACGUCCUGAAGCGGCAGGUGGCCUUGCUGCGGGUCAGUCUGGAGCAGCAGAGGCGCAGCCAGAGCGUCGCCGAGCUCAAGAUCCGCAACAUGGAGCGAGCCAAGGCCGACGCGGACCUCCAGAACGACACGCUGCAGAGAGAGAUGGAGAUGUUCUUCCAGAUGUACGGGGAGAUCAAGCGGAAGGGCGGGGACGGAGCGAGAGGGAGCCUCUGAGGAACGGACGCCAAGAGAAAGUGUAUGGAAAGGUCAGAGGAGGAGGAGUUAGGUCAUGAGGGUUGACUGGAGGAAGCUUGAUCCAAAGUAGACUAUGAAGGAAAGUUGAUAGUUGACAGGCUGUUGGGUGGAGACACUGAUGGAUCCUCUCAAUGAAGACUCAGUCAGACUUUCAGGGUGUUCCAAACAAUCCAAAAAAAUGAAUGCGGAUGCUUUGUUGACAUAUUUAAAACCCUCUAAAACACACAGACUUUUUAUUUUGUUCCUGAAGUGUACGUGGAAUCUGUUUGUACAUCAAACGCGUUGGUAUUCAAAGAUUUCUGAUUGAUGCAAUAACCUGUACGAUCGUCCUCUGAACUGUGUCCUGUUCACGCUGCAUGACCACACUUUUCCAUUAAAGGUUCAAUAAAACAAUGGUUUCUGCACA
This is a messenger RNA of Solea senegalensis (Senegalese sole), 4245 nucleotides long. Its product is annotated as rho GTPase-activating protein 22-like. Gene Ontology annotation, molecular function: GTPase activator activity. Gene Ontology annotation, cellular component: focal adhesion. Lineage: Eukaryota; Metazoa; Chordata; Actinopteri; Pleuronectiformes; Soleidae. Gene Ontology annotation, biological process: wound healing, spreading of epidermal cells; activation of GTPase activity; negative regulation of ruffle assembly. The transcript is spliced from 9 exons. The record is from RefSeq and is a predicted model, not a curated record. Bases 1731 to 3818 code for a protein of 695 amino acids.